This is a messenger RNA of Closterium sp. Yama58-4, 8286 nucleotides long. NCBI's taxonomy places the organism in Eukaryota, Viridiplantae, Streptophyta, Zygnematophyceae, Desmidiales, Closteriaceae. The record is from the annotation of a GenBank genome assembly.
AUGCAUCGUGGGCAGGGCACAGGGGAGCAUAAGCGCAAGGGAGCAGCGGGGCAUGGGAGCAAGGGAGCAGCGGGGCAUGGGAGCAAGGGAGCAGCGGGGCAUGGGAGCAAGGGAGCAGCGGGGCAUGGGAGCAAGGGAGCAGCGGGGCAUGGGAGCAAGGGAGCAGCGGGGCAUGGGAGCAAGGGAGCAGCGGGGCAUGGGAGCAAGGGAGCAGCGGGGCAUGGGAGCAAGGGAGCAGCGGGGCAUGGGAGCAAGGGAGCAGCGGGGCAUGGGAGCAAGGGAGCAGCGGGGCAUGGGAGCAAGGGAGCAGCGGGGCAUGGGAGCAAGGGAGCAGCGGGGCAUGGGAGCAAGGGAGCAGCGGGGCAUGGGAGCAAGGGAGCAGCGGGGCAUGGGAGCAAGGGAGCAGCGGGGCAUGGGAGCAAGGGAGCAGCGGGGCAUGGGAGCAAGGGAGCAGCGGGGCAUGGGAGCAAGGGAGCAGCGGGGCAUGGGAGCAAGGGAGCAGCGGGGCAUGGGAGCAAGGGAGCAGCGGGGCAUGGGAGCAAGGGAGCAGCGGGGCAUGGGAGCAAGGGAGCAGCGGGGCAUGGGAGCAAGGGAGCAGCGGGGCAUGGGAGCAAGGGAGCAGCGGGGCAUGGGAGCAAGGGAGCAGCGGGGCAUGGGAGCAAGGGAGCAGCGGGGCAUGGGAGCAAGGGAGCAGCGGGGCAUGGGAGCAAGGGAGCAGCGGGGCAUGGGAGCAAGGGAGCAGCGGGGCAUGGGAGCAAGGGAGCAGCGGGGCAUGGGAGCAAGGGAGCAGCGGGGCAUGGGAGCAAGGGAGCAGCGGGGCAUGGGAGCAAGGGAGCAGCGGGGCAUGGGAGCAAGGGAGCAGCGGGGCAUGGGAGCAAGGGAGCAGCGGGGCAUGGGAGCAAGGGAGCAGCGGGGCAUGGGAGCAAGGGAGCAGCGGGGCAUGGGAGCAAGGGAGCAGCGGGGCAUGGGAGCAAGGGAGCAGCGGGGCAUGGGAGCAAGGGAGCAGCGGGGCAUGGGAGCAAGGGAGCAGCGGGGCAUGGGAGCAAGGGAGCAGCGGGGCAUGGGAGCAAGGGAGCAGCGGGGCAUGGGAGCAAGGGAGCAGCGGGGCAUGGGAGCAAGGGAGCAGCGGGGCAUGGGAGCAAGGGAGCAGCGGGGCAUGGGAGCAAGGGAGCAGCGGGGCAUGGGAGCAAGGGAGCAGCGGGGCAUGGGAGCAAGGGAGCAGCGGGGCAUGGGAGCAAGGGAGCAGCGGGGCAUGGGAGCAAGGGAGCAGCGGGGCAUGGGAGCAAGGGAGCAGCGGGGCAUGGGAGCAAGGGAGCAGCGGGGCAUGGGAGCAAGGGAGCAGCGGGGCAUGGGAGCAAGGGAGCAGCGGGGCAUGGGAGCAAGGGAGCAGCGGGGCAUGGGAGCAAGGGAGCAGCGGGGCAUGGGAGCAAGGGAGCAGCGGGGCAUGGGAGCAAGGGAGCAGCGGGGCAUGGGAGCAAGGGAGCAGCGGGGCAUGGGAGCAAGGGAGCAGCGGGGCAUGGGAGCAAGGGAGCAGCGGGGCAUGGGAGCAAGGGAGCAGCGGGGCAUGGGAGCAAGGGAGCAGCGGGGCAUGGGAGCAAGGGAGCAGCGGGGCAUGGGAGCAAGGGAGCAGCGGGGCAUGGGAGCAAGGGAGCAGCGGGGCAUGGGAGCAAGGGAGCAGCGGGGCAUGGGAGCAAGGGAGCAGCGGGGCAUGGGAGCAAGGGAGCAGCGGGGCAUGGGAGCAAGGGAGCAGCGGGGCAUGGGAGCAAGGGAGCAGCGGGGCAUGGGAGCAAGGGAGCAGCGGGGCAUGGGAGCAAGGGAGCAGCGGGGCAUGGGAGCAAGGGAGCAGCGGGGCAUGGGAGCAAGGGAGCAGCGGGGCAUGGGAGCAAGGGAGCAGCGGGGCAUGGGAGCAAGGGAGCAGCGGGGCAUGGGAGCAAGGGAGCAGCGGGGCAUGGGAGCAAGGGAGCAGCGGGGCAUGGGAGCAAGGGAGCAGCGGGGCAUGGGAGCAAGGGAGCAGCGGGGCAUGGGAGCAAGGGAGCAGCGGGGCAUGGGAGCAAGGGAGCAGCGGGGCAUGGGAGCAAGGGAGCAGCGGGGCAUGGGAGCAAGGGAGCAGCGGGGCAUGGGAGCAAGGGAGCAGCGGGGCAUGGGAGCAAGGGAGCAGCGGGGCAUGGGAGCAAGGGAGCAGCGGGGCAUGGGAGCAAGGGAGCAGCGGGGCAUGGGAGCAAGGGAGCAGCGGGGCAUGGGAGCAAGGGAGCAGCGGGGCAUGGGAGCAAGGGAGCAGCGGGGCAUGGGAGCAAGGGAGCAGCGGGGCAUGGGAGCAAGGGAGCAGCGGGGCAUGGGAGCAAGGGAGCAGCGGGGCAUGGGAGCAAGGGAGCAGCGGGGCAUGGGAGCAAGGGAGCAGCGGGGCAUGGGAGCAAGGGAGCAGCGGGGCAUGGGAGCAAGGGAGCAGCGGGGCAUGGGAGCAAGGGAGCAGCGGGGCAUGGGAGCAAGGGAGCAGCGGGGCAUGGGAGCAAGGGAGCAGCGGGGCAUGGGAGCAAGGGAGCAGCGGGGCAUGGGAGCAAGGGAGCAGCGGGGCAUGGGAGCAAGGGAGCAGCGGGGCAUGGGAGCAAGGGAGCAGCGGGGCAUGGGAGCAAGGGAGCAGCGGGGCAUGGGAGCAAGGGAGCAGCGGGGCAUGGGAGCAAGGGAGCAGCGGGGCAUGGGAGCAAGGGAGCAGCGGGGCAUGGGAGCAAGGGAGCAGCGGGGCAUGGGAGCAAGGGAGCAGCGGGGCAUGGGAGCAAGGGAGCAGCGGGGCAUGGGAGCAAGGGAGCAGCGGGGCAUGGGAGCAAGGGAGCAGCGGGGCAUGGGAGCAAGGGAGCAGCGGGGCAUGGGAGCAAGGGAGCAGCGGGGCAUGGGAGCAAGGGAGCAGCGGGGCAUGGGAGCAAGGGAGCAGCGGGGCAUGGGAGCAAGGGAGCAGCGGGGCAUGGGAGCAAGGGAGCAGCGGGGCAUGGGAGCAAGGGAGCAGCGGGGCAUGGGAGCAAGGGAGCAGCGGGGCAUGGGAGCAAGGGAGCAGCGGGGCAUGGGAGCAAGGGAGCAGCGGGGCAUGGGAGCAAGGGAGCAGCGGGGCAUGGGAGCAAGGGAGCAGCGGGGCAUGGGAGCAAGGGAGCAGCGGGGCAUGGGAGCAAGGGAGCAGCGGGGCAUGGGAGCAAGGGAGCAGCGGGGCAUGGGAGCAAGGGAGCAGCGGGGCAUGGGAGCAAGGGAGCAGCGGGGCAUGGGAGCAAGGGAGCAGCGGGGCAUGGGAGCAAGGGAGCAGCGGGGCAUGGGAGCAAGGGAGCAGCGGGGCAUGGGAGCAAGGGAGCAGCGGGGCAUGGGAGCAAGGGAGCAGCGGGGCAUGGGAGCAAGGGAGCAGCGGGGCAUGGGAGCAAGGGAGCAGCGGGGCAUGGGAGCAAGGGAGCAGCGGGGCAUGGGAGCAAGGGAGCAGCGGGGCAUGGGAGCAAGGGAGCAGCGGGGCAUGGGAGCAAGGGAGCAGCGGGGCAUGGGAGCAAGGGAGCAGCGGGGCAUGGGAGCAAGGGAGCAGCGGGGCAUGGGAGCAAGGGAGCAGCGGGGCAUGGGAGCAAGGGAGCAGCGGGGCAUGGGAGCAAGGGAGCAGCGGGGCAUGGGAGCAAGGGAGCAGCGGGGCAUGGGAGCAAGGGAGCAGCGGGGCAUGGGAGCAAGGGAGCAGCGGGGCAUGGGAGCAAGGGAGCAGCGGGGCAUGGGAGCAAGGGAGCAGCGGGGCAUGGGAGCAAGGGAGCAGCGGGGCAUGGGAGCAAGGGAGCAGCGGGGCAUGGGAGCAAGGGAGCAGCGGGGCAUGGGAGCAAGGGAGCAGCGGGGCAUGGGAGCAAGGGAGCAGCGGGGCAUGGGAGCAAGGGAGCAGCGGGGCAUGGGAGCAAGGGAGCAGCGGGGCAUGGGAGCAAGGGAGCAGCGGGGCAUGGGAGCAAGGGAGCAGCGGGGCAUGGGAGCAAGGGAGCAGCGGGGCAUGGGAGCAAGGGAGCAGCGGGGCAUGGGAGCAAGGGAGCAGCGGGGCAUGGGAGCAAGGGAGCAGCGGGGCAUGGGAGCAAGGGAGCAGCGGGGCAUGGGAGCAAGGGAGCAGCGGGGCAUGGGAGCAAGGGAGCAGCGGGGCAUGGGAGCAAGGGAGCAGCGGGGCAUGGGAGCAAGGGAGCAGCGGGGCAUGGGAGCAAGGGAGCAGCGGGGCAUGGGAGCAAGGGAGCAGCGGGGCAUGGGAGCAAGGGAGCAGCGGGGCAUGGGAGCAAGGGAGCAGCGGGGCAUGGGAGCAAGGGAGCAGCGGGGCAUGGGAGCAAGGGAGCAGCGGGGCAUGGGAGCAAGGGAGCAGCGGGGCAUGGGAGCAAGGGAGCAGCGGGGCAUGGGAGCAAGGGAGCAGCGGGGCAUGGGAGCAAGGGAGCAGCGGGGCAUGGGAGCAAGGGAGCAGCGGGGCAUGGGAGCAAGGGAGCAGCGGGGCAUGGGAGCAAGGGAGCAGCGGGGCAUGGGAGCAAGGGAGCAGCGGGGCAUGGGAGCAAGGGAGCAGCGGGGCAUGGGAGCAAGGGAGCAGCGGGGCAUGGGAGCAAGGGAGCAGCGGGGCAUGGGAGCAAGGGAGCAGCGGGGCAUGGGAGCAAGGGAGCAGCGGGGCAUGGGAGCAAGGGAGCAGCGGGGCAUGGGAGCAAGGGAGCAGCGGGGCAUGGGAGCAAGGGAGCAGCGGGGCAUGGGAGCAAGGGAGCAGCGGGGCAUGGGAGCAAGGGAGCAGCGGGGCAUGGGAGCAAGGGAGCAGCGGGGCAUGGGAGCAAGGGAGCAGCGGGGCAUGGGAGCAAGGGAGCAGCGGGGCAUGGGAGCAAGGGAGCAGCGGGGCAUGGGAGCAAGGGAGCAGCGGGGCAUGGGAGCAAGGGAGCAGCGGGGCAUGGGAGCAAGGGAGCAGCGGGGCAUGGGAGCAAGGGAGCAGCGGGGCAUGGGAGCAAGGGAGCAGCGGGGCAUGGGAGCAAGGGAGCAGCGGGGCAUGGGAGCAAGGGAGCAGCGGGGCAUGGGAGCAAGGGAGCAGCGGGGCAUGGGAGCAAGGGAGCAGCGGGGCAUGGGAGCAAGGGAGCAGCGGGGCAUGGGAGCAAGGGAGCAGCGGGGCAUGGGAGCAAGGGAGCAGCGGGGCAUGGGAGCAAGGGAGCAGCGGGGCAUGGGAGCAAGGGAGCAGCGGGGCAUGGGAGCAAGGGAGCAGCGGGGCAUGGGAGCAAGGGAGCAGCGGGGCAUGGGAGCAAGGGAGCAGCGGGGCAUGGGAGCAAGGGAGCAGCGGGGCAUGGGAGCAAGGGAGCAGCGGGGCAUGGGAGCAAGGGAGCAGCGGGGCAUGGGAGCAAGGGAGCAGCGGGGCAUGGGAGCAAGGGAGCAGCGGGGCAUGGGAGCAAGGGAGCAGCGGGGCAUGGGAGCAAGGGAGCAGCGGGGCAUGGGAGCAAGGGAGCAGCGGGGCAUGGGAGCAAGGGAGCAGCGGGGCAUGGGAGCAAGGGAGCAGCGGGGCAUGGGAGCAAGGGAGCAGCGGGGCAUGGGAGCAAGGGAGCAGCGGGGCAUGGGAGCAAGGGAGCAGCGGGGCAUGGGAGCAAGGGAGCAGCGGGGCAUGGGAGCAAGGGAGCAGCGGGGCAUGGGAGCAAGGGAGCAGCGGGGCAUGGGAGCAAGGGAGCAGCGGGGCAUGGGAGCAAGGGAGCAGCGGGGCAUGGGAGCAAGGGAGCAGCGGGGCAUGGGAGCAAGGGAGCAGCGGGGCAUGGGAGCAAGGGAGCAGCGGGGCAUGGGAGCAAGGGAGCAGCGGGGCAUGGGAGCAAGGGAGCAGCGGGGCAUGGGAGCAAGGGAGCAGCGGGGCAUGGGAGCAAGGGAGCAGCGGGGCAUGGGAGCAAGGGAGCAGCGGGGCAUGGGAGCAAGGGAGCAGCGGGGCAUGGGAGCAAGGGAGCAGCGGGGCAUGGGAGCAAGGGAGCAGCGGGGCAUGGGAGCAAGGGAGCAGCGGGGCAUGGGAGCAAGGGAGCAGCGGGGCAUGGGAGCAAGGGAGCAGCGGGGCAUGGGAGCAAGGGAGCAGCGGGGCAUGGGAGCAAGGGAGCAGCGGGGCAUGGGAGCAAGGGAGCAGCGGGGCAUGGGAGCAAGGGAGCAGCGGGGCAUGGGAGCAAGGGAGCAGCGGGGCAUGGGAGCAAGGGAGCAGCGGGGCAUGGGAGCAAGGGAGCAGCGGGGCAUGGGAGCAAGGGAGCAGCGGGGCAUGGGAGCAAGGGAGCAGCGGGGCAUGGGAGCAAGGGAGCAGCGGGGCAUGGGAGCAAGGGAGCAGCGGGGCAUGGGAGCAAGGGAGCAGCGGGGCAUGGGAGCAAGGGAGCAGCGGGGCAUGGGAGCAAGGGAGCAGCGGGGCAUGGGAGCAAGGGAGCAGCGGGGCAUGGGAGCAAGGGAGCAGCGGGGCAUGGGAGCAAGGGAGCAGCGGGGCAUGGGAGCAAGGGAGCAGCGGGGCAUGGGAGCAAGGGAGCAGCGGGGCAUGGGAGCAAGGGAGCAGCGGGGCAUGGGAGCAAGGGAGCAGCGGGGCAUGGGAGCAAGGGAGCAGCGGGGCAUGGGAGCAAGGGAGCAGCGGGGCAUGGGAGCAAGGGAGCAGCGGGGCAUGGGAGCAAGGGAGCAGCGGGGCAUGGGAGCAAGGGAGCAGCGGGGCAUGGGAGCAAGGGAGCAGCGGGGCAUGGGAGCAAGGGAGCAGCGGGGCAUGGGAGCAAGGGAGCAGCGGGGCAUGGGAGCAAGGGAGCAGCGGGGCAUGGGAGCAAGGGAGCAGCGGGGCAUGGGAGCAAGGGAGCAGCGGGGCAUGGGAGCAAGGGAGCAGCGGGGCAUGGGAGCAAGGGAGCAGCGGGGCAUGGGAGCAAGGGAGCAGCGGGGCAUGGGAGCAGGGAGCAGCGGGGCAUGGGAGCAGGGGAGCAGCGGGGCAUGGGAGCAAGGGAGCAGCGGGGCAUGGGAGCAAGGGAGCAGCGGGGCAUGGGAGCAAGGGAGCAGCGGGGCAUGGGAGCAAGGGAGCAGCGGGGCAUGGGAGCAAGGGAGCAGCGGGGCAUGGGAGCAAGGGAGCAGCGGGGCAUGGGAGCAAGGGAGCAGCGGGGCAUGGGAGCAAGGGAGCAGCGGGGCAUGGGAGCAAGGGAGCAGCGGGGCAUGGGAGCAAGGGAGCAGCGGGGCAUGGGAGCAAGGGAGCAGCGGGGCAUGGGAGCAAGGGAGCAGCGGGGCAUGGGAGCAAGGGAGCAGCGGGGCAUGGGAGCAAGGGAGCAGCGGGGCAUGGGAGCAAGGGAGCAGCGGGGCAUGGGAGCAAGGGAGCAGCGGGGCAUGGGAGCAAGGGAGCAGCGGGGCAUGGGAGCAAGGGAGCAGCGGGGCAUGGGAGCAAGGGAGCAGCGGGGCAUGGGAGCAAGGGAGCAGCGGGGCAUGGGAGCAAGGGAGCAGCGGGGCAUGGGAGCAAGGGAGCAGCGGGGCAUGGGAGCAAGGGAGCAGCGGGGCAUGGGAGCAAGGGAGCAGCGGGGCAUGGGAGCAAGGGAGCAGCGGGGCAUGGGAGCAGGGGAGCAGCGGGGCAUGGGAGCAGGGGAGCAGCGGGGCAUGGGAGCAAGGGAGCAGCGGGGCAUGGGAGCAAGGGAGCAGCGGGGCAUGGGAGCAAGGGAGCAGCGGGGCAUGGGAGCAAGGGAGCAGCGGGGCAUGGGAGCAAGGGAGCAGCGGGGCAUGGGAGCAAGGGAGCAGCGGGGCAUGGGAGCAAGGGAGCAGCGGGGCAUGGGAGCAAGGGAGCAGCGGGGCAUGGGAGCAAGGGAGCAGCGGGGCAUGGGAGCAAGGGAGCAGCGGGGCAUGGGAGCAAGGGAGCAGCGGGGCAUGGGAGCAAGGGAGCAGCGGGGCAUGGGAGCAAGGGAGCAGCGGGGCAUGGGAGCAAGGGAGCAGCGGGGCAUGGGAGCAAGGGAGCAGCGGGGCAUGGGAGCAAGGGAGCAGCGGGGCAUGGGAGCAAGGGAGCAGCGGGGCAUGGGAGCAAGGGAGCAGCGGGGCAUGGGAGCAAGGGAGCAGCGGGGCAUGGGAGCAAGGGAGCAGCGGGGCAUGGGAGCAAGGGAGCAGCGGGGCAUGGGAGCAAGGGAGCAGCGGGGCAUGGGAGCAAGGGAGCAGCGGGGCAUGGGAGCAAGGGAGCAGCGGGGCAUGGGAGCAAGGGAGCAGCGGGGCGUGGGAGCAAGGGAGCAGCGGGGCGUGGGAGGUGAGGAGCAUUGUAGCAGGGGUUACCUCCCUGACCGUCUCCCUAGGACAAGCUCCCUUGGGGUUGUGAGCAGCCUCACGUAUAACUCCUAA